This is a messenger RNA of Solanum tuberosum (potato), 2426 nucleotides long. RefSeq lists its product as uncharacterized. Lineage: Eukaryota; Viridiplantae; Streptophyta; Magnoliopsida; Solanales; Solanaceae. Bases 48 to 2426 code for a protein of 792 amino acids. The transcript has 3 exons. The record is from RefSeq and is a predicted model, not a curated record. Gene Ontology annotation, cellular component: plasma membrane.
AAAUCUCAUAGCUAAGACGUGCCCAAAAAUAAAAAACGUUAUUCACAAUGGCAACACCAUCCUUUGAAUCCAGCCGAGCUCGAGCCAUGUGGCGGACUUGCCUAGCAUCCGCCCUUCGAACUGCCUUGGCUUGCACCAUAGUUGGUGUUGCAACCCUUUUUGGUCCACAAUAUAUCAAGAAGCAAGUCGCAUUCCCAGCUUUUUCCUACGUUACGAUUAUACUAGUUGUGACCGAUGCAACCUUAGGUGACACAUUUCGUGGUUGCUGGCUUGCACUUUACGCUACCAUUCAGGGCGUUUGUCCCGCUAUCCUAAGCCUUUGGUUAAUCGGCCCGGCCCGACUCACGGCCGGGACCACCGCAAUAGCAGUGGCUCUGAGCGCGUUCGUAGUGGUUCUGCCUGAAAAUACUCACUUGAUAGCGAAGCGCAUCGCGCUAGGCCAAAUUGUUCUUGUUUAUGUCAUAGCUUAUAUCAAUGGUGGCCAAACGGAAACUAUUAUGCAUCCGGUUCAUGUUGCGGCUAGCACAGGGCUUGGAGUUGUUGCUUGUGUUUUGGCCUUGAUUUUUCCCUAUCCAUGCCUGGCUUGUUGUGAGGUGAAACAGAACUGCAAGCUCUUUGCUGAAAAUGCUUCUGAGAGGUUUAACUUGUUUGUGAAGGCAUUUACUGCUGAAGACAACAGUUGUGCACUUGCUUUCAUUUCUCAAGCCAAGUCUUUAGUCAAAACAGGAUCCAAACUCCUCCAGGGCAUUAAAACCAAACAAGAAAGCAUGAAGUGGGAAAGAUUUCCAUUCAAGUUUUUAAGACCAUAUGGAGAGAACCCUGGAAGCAGAUUUGAAGAUGUUCAAACACCUUUAAGAGGAAUGGAAAUUGCCUUAGAUAAUUCUCCUUCAUUUCCUGUUGAAAUUCUUAACUCAGACCAAAAAUCUGUUCUACAUAUGCUUGGUGAGCACAUACCAAAGCAAGUCAACAACAUGUCUCUUGAGUCAUCAGCAACUGUGCCAGAGUCAAAUCAAGAAAAUACCCAAAAGUUCUUCCAAACACUUCAACCAACAAAAAAAGACCUUCCCUCUUUAUUCUUUUUAUUUUGCUUAAACCUCCUAUUAAACAAACCAAUUACCAAUUCACCAUCUUCCACUAAUCCCAAGCAACAAAAUCAACAAGGGUUCUUUCAAAAUUACUUGUCAAUUACCAAAAGUAACAAAAGGUUCAUGGCAGCUUUUAAAUGUUCACUUUCAUUAGGCCUAGCUAUAUAUUUUGGAUCAAUCUAUAGUAAGGACAAUGGAUUUUGGGCAGGGCUUCCAGUUGCCAUUAGCCUCGCGGGAUCGAGAGAAGCAACAUUCAAAGUAGCUAAUGUUAAGGCACAGGGGACUGUUUUAGGAACAAUAUAUGGUAUUUUAGGAUGUUUUGUCUUCGAAAAAUACGUUCAAAUUAGAUUCUUGUCUCUUCUUCCAUGGUUCAUUGUCAGCAGUUUUUUGAGACAAAGCACAAUGUAUGGCCAAGCUGGUGGACUUUCAGCUAUAAUUGGGGCAUUACUAAUUCUUGGUAGAAAAGGUUUUGGUCUACCAAGUGAAUUUGCAAUAGCAAGAAUAACAGAGACAUUUAUUGGAUUGUCCUGUUCUAUUAUAGUGGAAAUUUUGUUACAGCCUACAAGAGCUACUACAUUAGCAAAAUUGCAACUUUCCAAGAGUUUUGAAAUCUUGAAUGAGUCUAUUUCGUUGAUAAGCUUUGGAUCAAUUGGAAAUUUAGUGGAAAGUCAAAAUAAAUUGAAAUCGCACAUAAUUGAGAUGGGGAAAUUUAUCGCGGAAGCAGAGGCAGAGCCAAAUUUUUGGUUUGUACCAUUUCAUAGCGUUUGUUAUCGUAAACUCAUGGGGUCAUUAACAAAAAUGUUGGAGUAUUUACAUUUUGGGUCACAAGCUUUUAUGUUACUUGAACAAGAAUCAGGAGGAGCAAUUGACAAUUUUGUACAUAAGCUAGAUGGUGAUAUCAAGCUAUUCAAAGAUUUUGUUGGCUCUUCAAUGAAGUGUUUUGAGGAGGUUAGUUUGGUCAAAUCACUUGAAAUACUUGAUAAGGAAUUUGAGAAGAAGAAACUUUCAGUUGAUGUUGAAUUAGGAACAUCACAAAGUAGUAGUUAUUGUAAUAUAAUAAGGUAUGCAAGUGAAGAGGAGAUUGAUGAAAACUUCAGAUCUUAUUUUGAACAUUCGAAAGAGUUUGUGGACCAAAUUGUCAAUGGUGAGGAGUUGAAGGGUCAAGUUGUAUUAAGUUUGAGUGCAUUGGGUUUCUGCAUGGAUGGACUUGUGAAGGAAACAAAAGAGAUUGAGAAGGCAAUAAAAGAAGUUGUACAAUGGGAGAAUCCUUCAAGCCAUGUUAAUUUGCAUGAUAUUUCUUGUAAAGUAAGGGCUUUAGCAAAUAUUAUUGUAGCUAAUUAG